AUGUGGUUUCCAAAUACGAAGGCAACAACAAUCAGAAAGGGGGGAAAUGGAUUGAUUGCAGUUGCUAUUGACAAGGAUAGUAAAGGGAGUCGCCACGCUCUCAAAUGGGCUGCGGAUACUCUUCUUUCCAGAGGCCAAACUCUUGUUCUAAUCCACGUUUUGCAUUCUACUUCAGUAUGCAACAGCACAAGCCUGGCUGCAUCUCCCCAUGGAGAACGAGUUUCCAAUAUUUGCAAGGAUUUGUUCCGUACCUUCCAUUGCUAUUGUUCACGCAAAGAUAUACAUUGCCUCGAUGUCCUACUUGAAGACACCGAUGUGAUCAAAGGAAUAACAGAAUAUGUCUCCAGUGCUGCAAUUGAGACCUUGGUGCUGGGUGCAGCGUCCAGGCAUGGCUUUAUUAGAUUCAAGUCAAGCACCCCAAGCAGCAUAUUGAAGGGGGUGCCAGAUUUCUGCACAGUGUAUGUCAUUUCAAAGGGCAAAGUGUCUUCAGUUCGGAAAGCCACUCGUCCAGCCCCACAUGCCUCCCCACUGCUCAACGACAUACAAACCCUAAAUAAUGAUAAUUCAAUUAAAUCUGGGGAUGUGAUGUCUAGACGCAUGACCUUCAGGGACAGCAGGGCAGCAAGCAAAGCUUCCAGCUGGCAGGGUGAAUCAAAUCAAUCAAUGAAAAGAGUAAGCUUCAGUAGAAGAUCUUGCAUGGAUUUCGCUGAAUCUGACACAGACAUAUCAUUUGUGAGCUCGGGGAGGCCAAGCACCAGCAGUGCCCGUUCAUCCUCUGUUUUCUGCGACUAUAUGGACUCUGCUCGAAAUUCACGAACUUCAACCAGUUCAGAUCGUAGCUUGGGAUCCCGGUUGGGACUCAAGCUCACUGACCCCAUUUCUCCAGAUGAUUCCUUUUCGAUGGAUAGCUCCCGAACAUCUUUUUCAUGUUCCGUACACAACAUGGAUGAAGUGGAAUCUGAUAUGAGGAAGUUGAAGCUCGAAUUAAAGCAAACAAUGGAAAUGUACAGUACUGCGUGCAGAGAAGCGCUAACAGCACAACAGAAGCUAGUGGAACUGAGCAACUGGAGAAUGGAGGAAGAAAAGAAAUUAGACGAGGCACGAUUGGCCCAGGAAGCGGCACAGGCAGUUGCAGAGCAAGAGAAAGCGAGAAGUAAAGCAGCGAGGGAAACAGCUGAAGCAGCUAAGCAAAUUGCAAGGGUUGAAUCAAAUAGAAGAGAAAGUGUGGAACUGAAAGCUCUUAAGGAGGCAGAGGAAAUGAGGAAACAAUUGGAUAGUCUAACCCAAACUGAUAAAAGAUACAGAAGAUACACAAUUGAGGAGAUUGAAAAGGCAACAGACUUUUUCUCUGAAUCCCGGAAAAUAGGGGAAGGAGGCUAUGGCCCUGUCUAUAAAUGUUACCUGGAUCACACUCCAGCGGCUGUCAAGGUUCUGCGUCCAGAUUCUGCUCAAGGGAAGUCACAGUUUCAGCAAGAGGUUAACAUUCUGGGCUGCAUACGCCAUCCCAACAUGGUGCUUCUUCUAGGAGCUUGUCCCGAGCGUGGCAUACUCAUAUAUGAAUACAUGGCCAGCGGAAGCUUAGAAGAUUGUCUCUUGGGAAAGAAGAAAAACGGUCCAAUGUGUUGGCAGCUGAGGUUUCGAAUAGCAGCAGAAAUAGCCACGGGCUUACUCUUCCUCCAUCAGACAAAGCCUGAACCAUUGGUGCACCGUGAUCUUAAACCAGGAAACAUAUUACUAGACCACAACUACGUUAGUAAGAUAAGUGAUGUUGGAUUGGCCAGACUUCUCCCUGCUGUGGCUGAAAAUGUGACACAAUGCCGCAUGACUUCAGCAGCUGGAACGUUCUGUUAUAUUGAUCCUGAAUAUCAGCAAACAGGAAUACUUGGCGUCAAAUCUGAUGUCUAUUCUCUUGGGAUCAUACUUCUUCAAUUAUUGACUGGUAAGCGUCCAAUGGGGCUGGCUCAUCAGGUUGGAGAAUCUAUUGAGAAGGGCACAUUUGCUGAAAUCCUUGACGCAUCUGUCCCUGACUGGCCUCAUGUUGAAGCCCUUUGCCUUGCAAAUUUGGCACUCAAAUGUGCAGAACUCAGACGAAAAGACCGCCCUGACCUUGACAAACUUGUGUUGCCGGAGCUCCUCAUUUUGAGAGAAUUUGCACAAGAAAAUAUGACUCACUCCUUUUUUGGUGGAGAUGCCAUUAAUGCACCAUCCCCCACUCACAGUCAAGAUUCCAUUUUGCAGGAUGUGAUGAGCGAACCAAGGUCUGAACAUUCUUUAAGCUCCAGAACCCCAUCAACUCCAUCAACGCCAGAAGAAGAAAAACAAGGUAUUACUUUUAGUGUGUUAAAUUAAUAUAUAAAAUGGACCAGACACUGCAGCAAUAUUGCUACGGACACACGCACUAACGUUAAAUUUGUUUUGCAGGGACCAGCGACGAGUAACUCCCUCCGCCACUGAA
Messenger RNA from Abrus precatorius (Indian licorice), 2455 nucleotides. RefSeq names its product U-box domain-containing protein 35-like. Gene Ontology annotation, biological process: protein phosphorylation. Gene Ontology annotation, molecular function: ATP binding; protein kinase activity. The record is from RefSeq and is a predicted model, not a curated record. The transcript is spliced from 10 exons. Lineage: Eukaryota; Viridiplantae; Streptophyta; Magnoliopsida; Fabales; Fabaceae. Bases 1 to 2349 code for a protein of 782 amino acids.